GAUGAGCAACAUCGAAACCAACCCCAAGCUUAAGGCUGACAAAUGCCUUCAACGCAAGGUUGUCGAAGAGCGAAAGAAGAUUAUCGAAAACCUGUAUCAUCGAUAUGCGGUGACACACAUCCAGCCGACACAAUGGAUGUGCCUGGCUGGAACUGAGGAGAUAUUAAACCUCGAGUUCUUCAGGGCCUUCAUUCAGAAUCAGUCCACGGAUGUUGGGCUCCCUGAUGAGGACGAAGGUCUGGCUGAGAUUCGCUGCUUUGUCGAAUCAUCUAUGGAGACUCGUAAACGCGUUUUCGCCUUGGGAGUUCGUGCUACGACCAGCAUGUCCACAGGCGGCCUCGAGGGAGUCGACCUGUCCGUCCUAGAACUUGCCACCUCCGUCUUCACCUGCUCCACCUGCCGUGAUCGUCGACACAAAACGGACAUUACAGUGAAAGCCGGUUGGGAAGAGGUGGGCCGACUUGAAAGCUGCCAGGCAUGCCUUAACAAGAAGCUUGUGAGGGAGAACUCUAACCAACAGUUCGACGGAGAGGGUUCUAAUGUUGUAGUCUCUAUCUUGGAUCUUCUUGGACUGAGUCCUUCGGCGACAACUGUCGAACAACUAGAUAAACUUGAUCCAAGAUUUGUUUGCGCAGUGUGCAAGCCGCAAGAAAUCGCGGAUCGGGAAUCGCGGGUGCAGCCAGCGAUGCGGAACAAAAAUGUCCUCAGUCUGCGUAGGUCGCUGCCUACCAUGAGCUGGUCGCCCAAGAACCUUUACAACCUCUGGAGACGAACCGUUGGCCCCAAGUCCUCCGAAAUGACCUUCAAGCUCACAACGGAAGAGACCCUGUUCCAACAGCGGUGGAAAUCCAAGGCUGCAGUACGCGCGUACCACGGUGACUUCAUCCCAGAGAAGUCGUUCAAGCGGUGGUACCUCCCCGACACACUGCCAGAUGUCCGUCCGCGUCGUCAAGUCGUGUCUGGUGAUGCGCUCUCCUUGGAGGAGUUCGCAAAGCGGAACGUUCGGGAGAAAGAGCUCGAGCAGGAGAUUGAGGAGAAGGGGCUGGCACCGGUCGGCAGUUUGAUGUUUACGGAGGUCGAGAGACGGAUGGACGUCUUCGUGUUCAGGUGUUGUUUUGUGCAUAGCGUGUAUGAGGCGAGGAGGUUGAUUAUCCAUGGGUACGUGAAGCUGAAUGGGAAGAAGCACACGAGGGCGAACACUCGUCUGGCACCUGGGGAUAUGGUCUCCGUUGAUCCAGCUGCAAUUCGGUUCUUCAAGACACCGCAUGGCGACUUUGACGAUGUGAAUAACUUGGGCAUUCACAAGAAGCCUUCCGAGGUGGCUGCAGAGGCAGAGGCAGAGGAGUCAUCCAGUGAAGGGCCCAAACCUCCCGACGCUGAAACUUCGGCUGAAGGCAGAUCAGACGCUACACAUGCGGCGCUGCUUUCGACAAAACCAUCGACAGAAUUGACGCCAUUCUACCUACCACCAUACGCCUCACCGUGGCUCUUCAUCCCCGCCUAUAUCGAGGUCUCCUUUAAGACCUGUUCUGCCGUCUACGUUCGUCAUCCGACAGCCCGACCUGGAUACUCCGAGAUCCCAACUCCGUACGACGCGGACGGCGCGCUCAUCCGGUAUGCUUGGGAGUGGUACGUGCAGAGACGUCCACGAAUGCGCUCUGCGAGCAAGCUGGCGAGGGCACCGGAAGAUAGAGUGGUCAACCUCUUGAAGAGCUUGCACAAAGACCGGAGGAUGCUGUGGGCUGGGUGGGCUUUAAAUACGAGACGGAAGAACAAGGAGCAGCCCCCGCACAUGCCUCAAGCUCCGCAAGCCUCUGACACCUCUCCAGCGGCGGCAACCGCUGCUUG
Molecule: messenger RNA, 1848 nt
Organism: Cyclocybe aegerita
Lineage: Eukaryota; Fungi; Basidiomycota; Agaricomycetes; Agaricales; Hemipholiotaceae
Source: the annotation of a GenBank genome assembly